UAUAAAUACCAAUUAUCUAUCCAUUCAGCCUUCCGCAGUGCUGAAUUAGGGUUUUUUGCGGGACGCUCUUUCAUCUGCGUACUCUCUUCCUCUUUUCCGAUGGCCAAAAGAACCAAGAAGGUCGGCAUUGUAGGGAAAUACGGCACCCGUUAUGGUGCUAGUUUGAGGAAGCAGAUUAAGAAGAUGGAAGUUAGUCAGCACAGCAAGUAUUUCUGUGAGUUCUGUGGGAAGUAUGCCGUAAAGAGGAAGGCCGUGGGAAUUUGGGGCUGCAAGGAUUGUGGCAAAGUCAAAGCUGGCGGUGCUUACACGUUGAACACUGCUAGUGCUGUGACUGUUAGGAGCACCAUCCGGAGGCUGAGGGAGCAGACCGAGAGUUAAGCGUACUGAAUUUUGCUGCGGCAUUACUUGUUGUCGUAUUCAACUUUAAAGUUUCAAUUCAAUAAGUUUAGACUUGGAUUCUUAGUAGUGGCAAAUUUCUGUAUUUUUUUUUUUUUUUAAAUCGUAAAACUCCACAAAGCUACAUGGUCUUUGCAUGUUUGCCCUUAAAAUUUGAUUCUUCCGAGUAUUUUGUAAUGCUGGAGGUAUUUAUAAAAUUGGUUUUUGCCCGUUAGUUGUA
Messenger RNA from Olea europaea var. sylvestris, 616 nucleotides. RefSeq names its product 60S ribosomal protein L37a. Gene Ontology annotation, cellular component: ribosome. Gene Ontology annotation, molecular function: structural constituent of ribosome. Lineage: Eukaryota; Viridiplantae; Streptophyta; Magnoliopsida; Lamiales; Oleaceae. Gene Ontology annotation, biological process: translation. Bases 100 to 378 code for a protein of 92 amino acids. The record is from RefSeq and is a predicted model, not a curated record. The transcript is spliced from 5 exons.